GGUAGCAGAGAAGAAGCUGUUCUUAAUUCAAGGAGACGAACCUCAACUGAUGAAUUGGGAGAAAUAUGGUCUAAGGAUCGGAGUACAAGAAGGAAGCCUAUUGUCCUCCGAGACAGUAGAAGCAGCAGUGGUUGCUCUUGUAGGAGGACAGUUCGAGUUUCCUCCUAAUACUGUCCUAGUGAGUGCUGUGUAUGCAGUAUCACUCUCAAAGCCUCUCCUCAAACGACUCAAGUUAGAGAUACAGCACUGCAUUGAUUUAACAGGACGACCAGAUCUUGCACAAUACUUGAAGUUUGCUAUAGCUCCCGUGAGCACACCCAGUCUUCCUUACCAGUUUUUAAUAGUCAAGGGAGGAGAGUUUAGCUCUAAUAGUGGGUAUGGAUCCAUUCAACGUAACAAGUUCUGUUUGAUCUGUAUACUGGGGGAAGAAUGGACUAAUGGAGACACAGAGGAAGGAGAGGAGGAACAGCAACCACAACAAGAGGAGAAUGAGGAGGAGGAAGGAGACAAAGAGGGAGGAGAGGGUAGUGACAGUGAUGAUGAUGAUACCAACAGUACUCCACCAGGGGCUAGUGGAGCAUGUAAAGAGUCUACUACUAAAGAAACUAACCUCCCAACCAAUACAGUGUCUGUUGCUGGUCCUACUACUACACCAAACAGUGAUCAUGUUAACAAAGUACAGUCCACUGGUGUAAGGAAAGCUGUAACAUAUGCUGGUCUAGUUUAUUAUGAAGAAGAUGGUGUAGAAGAUUUGGUGACAUUUACUGCAGCUAAGAAUUUGGAAACACUCAUUCAUUUUAUUGAGCGGAAACACUCUCAGGCUAGGACUGGACCAGAUAUUUCCUUUAGUUUCAAGCCUUCUUAUUAUGAUUAUGUUGAAUUAAACUUUGAUGCACCUCAAAAGAAACCAUUCACUGGAUGGACACUCACUCCUCACACUGAUCCUUGCAGAUUAUAUCAAGAGGCCAUUGAUAAAUUUGGUGAUAAAGAGCAUUCUCGUCCUUCAUGUUGUCUCAUAUCAGUUUACGGAUCACCUGAUGCUGUCCCUUUUCUUAAUUACUUCAUACCACUGGAAGGUGUGGCUCGUCCAGUUUCAUUAAAUAUUCAUAGAGCACGAAGAAAUUUCACUGUUCCUGUUCCUCCUUUAGCAAAUUGUACUACCUCCUCUUCUAAUACAAUUACUAAAGUUAUUGCAUCUUCCACUGGAGGAGCUAGUGCACCAAUUACUGUUGACGUUAAGAAAGUUAAGAAAAUCAUUAAUGAUGCCAUUGUAUCUCAUUAUGAUGAUCUCACUUCUCUACCUAAGGAUUCUGUCUCAGAUCUUGCCAAUAAAUUAUAUGCUGUUCGCCUCAUUAGUGAAAAAGUUAGAGAUACUUGCUCAAUGGAAGGAUUUAUUACAGAGUUCAAGGCUAGUCUUAGUUUUAAAAGGAAGUUACGUCAAGUGCAGGAGCACUGUCAAAAGUUCUUAGAUGCAUUCAUUGAUGUAAGAGGCAGUUGUGCUGAUGCAGCAAUAGCUUUAGGUGAGGACUGGAUUGAAGCUAUUAGAAAUGAACUGGGAUUUGAUUUUAAUAUUAAUUGUGAAGCAUAAUUUGACACGUCUUUUAUAAUGCUUUUUUAAUCAUUCAUCGCCCAAAUUUUAAGCUGACUUUAUAUUUUGUACAAUCUCUUCAAUUUUAUCAAUCAUAAUGUUUAAAUCUAGCUACGUAAUGUUCCACUCUUCUGGUCUAUAUUGUUCUUUCCUUUCACUCCAACUCUUUCAUUUUUCAUUGAAACUGUCUUCUUCUCUGAAUUUACAUAUUUCUGUCUAUCAUUCCUAAUAUACAAAACAA
Amphimedon queenslandica is the source of this 1829-nucleotide messenger RNA. RefSeq lists its product as uncharacterized. The record is from RefSeq and is a predicted model, not a curated record. The coding region runs from base 50 to 1588 and encodes 512 amino acids. The transcript has 7 exons. NCBI's taxonomy places the organism in Eukaryota, Metazoa, Porifera, Demospongiae, Haplosclerida, Niphatidae.